Messenger RNA from Cryphonectria parasitica EP155, 790 nucleotides. Its product is annotated as putative Alp11-like protein of tubulin-folding cofactor B. Gene Ontology annotation, cellular component: cytoplasm; nucleus; microtubule plus-end. Gene Ontology annotation, molecular function: microtubule plus-end binding; alpha-tubulin binding. Gene Ontology annotation, biological process: post-chaperonin tubulin folding pathway; tubulin complex assembly; cytoplasmic microtubule organization. NCBI's taxonomy places the organism in Eukaryota, Fungi, Ascomycota, Sordariomycetes, Diaporthales, Cryphonectriaceae. The transcript has 2 exons. Bases 65 to 790 code for a protein of 241 amino acids. The record is from RefSeq and is a predicted model, not a curated record.
AACAGACAAACAGACAUCCUUGCCCAGCUCCCUUGAACAGUGUUGACCGUCACAGGCCUCAAUCAUGGCAGACGUACCGAUGCGCGUGGUGUCGGAGAACACCUCAUCAGAGCGUCGUAUCACUCCAUCGUGGUCGAUCAGCAAACUCAAGACAAAGCUGGAGCCUGUGACGGGGAUACCUCCGUCAUCACAGAGGAUCUCCCUCAAGCUCUCGGGUCAGGAGAGCAUCCCUAUCGAAGCUAGCGACGAGGACUCGACUUAUCUAAGCUCCUUCUCGCUCGUGGCAUAUGCUGAACUCCUUGUUCUGGAUACAAGGCCCCCCGGGGCCAGGCCAAACUACACCGACACCACUGGAGUCGACAAGUAUGUGAUGCCCGAGGAGGAAUACGCCAAGAAGACCGACUCUGUUCUUGCCUGGAAAAAGGCCGAGAAGCUCGGGAGGUUUGAUCCCGACGCGCCCAGCCGGGAGGAGGCCAAGAUUGCCGCAUUUGCGGACGAGGUCCGCAGCCGCGGGAUCGAGGCCGGCAAGCGCUGCCGCGUUGGGGCUGACGACACACGCCGCGGAGUUGUCAUGUAUGUCGGUGAGGUGAAAGAGAUUCCCGGUGGCUCGGGUGCGUGGGUCGGUAUCCAGCUGGACGAGCCAAUGGGCAAGAACGACGGCAGCAUCGGGGGCGUGCGGUACUGGGGAGAACCGUCCGAGAUGAAGCACGGUGUAUUUGUGAGGCCCGAGAGGGUGGAGAUUGGAGACUGGCCCCCCAUGGAUGAUCUUGGGGAUAUGGAGGAAAUCUGA